CCCUGGAAGAAGGAGCCGGCCUGCCUCUCCCUGCUCGGUCGCCCCGCCUCUGCGCCAGCAGCAAUCCCGGGAUCUGGGGCCCUGGUGACGCCCCGUGGCUUGGAGCGCCCGGCUUUCGCCCAGGAGCGCGCAGCUGGGGUACUGGAAAUAGAGCGGUGAGCAACACACCUCUCCUGUUCCCGCUGUUCCCGCCAGCCCAGUGGAUGGAGCCCAGAAUCCACACUCCUGCCAGGAAAGAAAAAAAAAUUCCUGAUGGUUGGUCCAAGCAGGGCCUCCCUGGUGGAUUGAGGAAUGCCUGGCUUUUCCUCAGCUCCUUGAUCUCCGAGGUAACCACUGGCAGCCUCCAGAAGACCCCCACGAUGAGAGGCCUGGGGUCUGCAGGUCACUGCUAGAAUAUUUUAAAGAAUGCAGCACGACACAGAUUUGUAAGGCGGCCCCCAUGGCCUCUGUCCCCCCCGGAGCGGCCUCGGGCCCCCUGCCCUUCUUCCAGUUCAGGCCGCGACUGGAGAGCGUGGACUGGAGGCGGCUGAGCGCCAUCGACGUGGACAAGGUGGCGGGCGCUGUGGACGUCCUGACGCUGCAGGAGAACAUCAUGAACAUCACCUUCUGCAAGCUGGAGGACGAGAAGUGCCCACACUGCCAGUCGGGGGUAGACCCGGUGCUGCUGAAGCUGAUCCGCCUGGCGCAGCUCACCAUCGAAUACCUAAUGCAUUCCCAGGAGUUCCUCACCUCCCAGCUGAACCUGGUGGAGGAGAGGCUGCGCCUGAGCCUCAUCGACUAUGAGCAGAGCAAGCAGCUGCUCAGCAAGCAGGCUGGCGAGAUCAAGCUGCUCAAGGACGAGUGUAAACGCAGGAAGAAGAUGCUGUCCACGCAGCAGCUAAUGAUAGAGGCCAAAGCCAGCUAUUACCAGUGCCAUUUCUGUGACAAGGCCUUUAUGAACCAGGCUUUCCUACAAAGCCACAUCCAACGUCGCCACAGUGCAGAGUCUCACCUUGAGUAUAAUACAAAGGCUCAGACCGACAGGCUCCAGAAGGAGAUUGAUAUGUUGAAGGAGCAGCUGCAGCUCACCAGGUCUCAGCUGGAGUCUGCCCAGUACGCCCAUGCAGUCCGGUUCUCCAAGGAACAUGAAAUGCAGAAGACAAAAGAAGAUGACUUUCUGAAGUUAUUCGAAAGAUGGAAAGAGGAAGAAAAGGAGAAGUUGCUUGAUGAAAUGGAGAAAGUCAAGGAGAUGUUCAUGAAGGAAUUUAAAGAGUUAACGUCUAAGAAUUCCGCAUUAGAAUAUCAACUGUUAGAAAUACAGAAGUCCAAUAUGCAGAUCAAGUCCAACAUAGGCACCUUAAAGGACAUUAAUGAGUGUAAAGAAGACCACCCCCCAUGUCCCCAGGAUUUCCAGAACAUGCUGCAGCUCCUCGACAGCCAGGCAAGCAAGUGGUCAGAUCGAUUUCAAGUUCUCAACGAGGAACACAGCAAGGAGAAGGGACAGCUCCUGUCACACAUAGAGAAGCUCCGAAGCUCCAUGAUGGAAGAUCUAAGUGCAGAUAAUGUUUUCUACAAGAGGCGCGUGGAAGAGCUGGGCCAGAAAGUGCAGGAGCAGAAUGAGCUCAUCCUCAGUCAGAGGCAACAGAUUAGAGAAUUUACCAGUAAACCAUGCAACAACGUCGGUGAGCUGAAAGGGAACCCUCUGACCUGGCAAGCAAUGGACUCUAAACCAGCUAACCCUGCUGCACCCAUGGGUGCCCCAGCCACACAGACUCUGGAUGGUGCAUCAAGCCUGCCCAUGGUGCAUGAGCAGGGGUUCUCGUCGCACGUGCUGGAGCCAAUAGAAGAACUUUCUUCAGAGGAGGAAAAAGGACGAGAAAACGAACAGAAAUUAAAUAAGAAGACGCACUUCAGGAAAACCCUGAGGGGCAACCCCUCCUCGAAGGGGCUAAGGACGAACUUGGAGAAGGAGCUGGGCAAGAAGCUGAGGAGCUUCGGGAUUGAUGCCGACAUACACGGCAUCCCAUGUGAGAUCUUGAAUAAAUCACUCAAAGCCAUGCAAUUAGCCAGACAUGAUCUUGCAAAACAAAUGCCCAACAUUCAGCAAAUCCGAGAAUCCCUUGAACACCAGCUGAUCUGUAAAAUCGAGGAGAAGGUAUCCCUGACCUCAGAUAGGCACAAUGACCCUCCCAUGAUCAUCUCUGCAGCUGAGGAAGCUCCCAAAGCCACCCAGCUUCCCCCACAAAGCAGGCCACUGGUCAGGCAGAGAGCUGUGUUUACUGAUAAGGUGGCUGUCCCAAAACUUAAGAAAAAUACCAAAGAAAUUCCUUUACUCAAAAAGUUUUCAGCUACCAAGACGCCUCCCUUCAGCUCAGAGGAGGAGCCGGAAGAAGAGGACUUGAUCCAGGCGUACGUUUCUUCAGACCUGAUGACCCUGCAGCCGUGUAAAAACAGUAUGAGUAACCUUAGAAAGAGCUCUGUCAGAAGCGACACGGACUGGACAGAGGGCAGUGAAAUGGAGGACUCGGAUGUUUCCCCCAAGCCCUCAGGAACCUCCAUUAAGAUACAAACUGAAGAUGUGGAGAGCAUGGUUUUACACGAAGGAAGUGGGAGUAACCUAGUCACUGGAAUGAAUAUUGCUGAGACACUUGUCAAGAGGGAAGAAUUGCACGAAUUCAAGUGUGCAGAAGUAGAUAAUGAUGACUGGGACGUCUCAUCCUUAGAGGAAGAAAAAUCUUUGGAGAAAAGGAUGGAACAGAGGGAGCCUCUACCUGUGAAGAGAGAUCUAAGCUCCAGUCAAUUGCCAAGGGCCUGGGGCCCAGUGAACCCUCGGGAAUUCAAGGAAGAAGGACUUCAAGAAAAGGAAGCAAGCACUCUGAAAAGUAGCCUGGUCACUGUGACUGACUGGAGUGACGUCUUGGAUGUGUAACUACAAUGCCACCUGCCAGAGAGCUGUGCCAGCAGCCAGCAGCCUUUCGGGCAACAGCCUAUAGGAUUCUAAUGCUCCUUACUAUUCUCCACCUUAACAAGGAAGCCCGUUCCUUGUCUUUAGCUACACCUAACACAGUAUUGAAAGCUGUCAGCUGGUCCACUGUGUAGAAACAAGAUGUCCUUUAAGUCAUAAAAGUGUUUUCUUCAGUACGGUACUCUAGUGUUAAAUGUAUUGUUUUUUUUUUUUUCAAAUAACUUUUAAGUUUUUUUUUUUUAACUGAUAGUAGGCUUUGGUUUGAAUUAUUGUAGCAUUUAAAAAUAUGUAUAUACUGUUAUGUUGGUAGUUUUAUGUUAUAAAAUUCUGUUAAGUCUCUCCAAAUUUGAAUUAGUGAUGUCAGUGACAUACUACAAGUUAAACUGGUUGUUCCCCAUAUAGCAGUUAAGUCUAGAAUGGUAACAAUUAGCUAGGCCCAUGGCAAAUACAUUUCCUGAAGUACCAUUGAUCCCACUGACCUUCGAGGCCCUACUAGCAUGUUGUGACUGACACAUUAUUUUCUGCAGUGUAAUCUUUAUCUUGGAUAUUCCAUGAAUGAUAUGCAACCAUUGUAAAUGCCAACUGGUUUUUAUGAGAGGAUCACUAGAAAAAGACCAGCCGUUCCCGAGUCACACGUGUGUGUAGUUUCUCUGGCUCCCAGGACCCAGCCCACUAUAAAAUACCUCAGAAAUAACUUAUAUUCUUGAACAACGAUCUCGGCAAUGCUCAGAAAAUUUAUAUAUAAACUGUUGGUUUCUUUUUUUUUUCCUUUUUUAAAAAUACUUUUUUUUAAUACAUUGUGGUAUAAAAAAAGGAAGAGGUAGCAUUUUAAUAGCUUGUUGAUUUGGGGUCUCCUGUCAUCCAUCAACAGUGCCAGUAAAGUCCUCCAUUACAUCC
Molecule: messenger RNA, 3841 nt
Organism: Cricetulus griseus (Chinese hamster)
Lineage: Eukaryota; Metazoa; Chordata; Mammalia; Rodentia; Cricetidae
Source: RefSeq, a predicted model, not a curated record